Carassius auratus (goldfish) is the source of this 3249-nucleotide messenger RNA. RefSeq names its product cytokine receptor family, class I receptor 4 (gene crfa4). NCBI's taxonomy places the organism in Eukaryota, Metazoa, Chordata, Actinopteri, Cypriniformes, Cyprinidae. Gene Ontology annotation, cellular component: external side of plasma membrane. Gene Ontology annotation, molecular function: cytokine receptor activity; protein binding. The transcript is spliced from 10 exons. The record is from RefSeq and is a predicted model, not a curated record. Gene Ontology annotation, biological process: cytokine-mediated signaling pathway. The coding region runs from base 639 to 2117 and encodes 492 amino acids.
UUUAGUGGUUCUUUGUGUUGUGUGCGUUUGUUCUCAAUGCAAAACUUGCAUGUUUCUGUCCUUUUCCUGAGAUCUUCAGAAAUCCCAGGCCACCACACAGUCUCUUUGGCCCUUGCCCUGCACUUCGACAGUCCUUGGUGUCCCUCAUGAAUUCUGUUAAGAACCUCAUGUCUCAUUACUUUAGGAAUUACUAUGCGAUUCCCCAGCACUAACAAUCCAUCACUCACUGAUAAGAAGUCUUUCCAUUUGUAAAAACAUUGUAUGCUGUUUGGGAUGCUUUUUGUAUAUUCUGGCCAUCCUCCUUUUACAAAUUUCUCCACAAUCAGUAACUCUUCAUCCUUUUUUGUCUCUAUUUUUAUUUCUGUCAGCUUCUGCUGUGAUACCGGCAAACCUCCGAUGACUGCAUUCACAUGACAACUCACGUCGGCUGUCAAGAAGUCCUCUGUGACGUUUAAUGGACUGCGCGAUAGUGCGUCCGCAACGACUAAGGUUUUGCCAGGGCCUAUUUGCUGCCUUUGUUGACUGUUUGAAAGUCACUUCUUGCACGCUGCCCGUUGACUGACCCUCCUGCUGGCUGAUUUGCUUUGCCACAUCCUCGGCCUGCCGUGUCAUCUGCACCGCCGUUUCCAGGACACGUGAUGCUGUGCUUUUUGCUCCUGACACUCCACUGGAGGACAGUCACUGCAGCACUGCAGCCAUCCACACACAACACCGCCCUUCAGGAAGAUGGAACAAGGCCAUACAUUUACUACUGUCGCUCGCCUAAUAUGGAGAUCUUCACCUGCUGGUGGCGGCCAAUUGCUAAUCAGGAUAAUGUCACAUACACGCUCAUAUAUACCACGGGUGAACACGCUCCUCAGGAGUGUCCCGAUUACGUGAGCGGUGGCAUCAACAGCUGUUUCUUUGAUGCCAAACACACUCAGAUCUGGGAGAUGUACUGCAUGAACGUGACCGCACACACACUCACUGGGCCCAUCACCUCCAAGAAACAUUGCCUGGAUGUGGCCGAUAUAGUGGAGAUCGACCCGCCCUUUAAUCUGACUUACAUUAUGCUGAAUGAGAGUUUCUGUGAAUCCGGGCACAGUAUUUUGUUGUCAUGGUUGUAUCCAGUUGCCUCUCAAGUGCGUGAAGGAUGGAUUACGCUCAUCUACGAGCUACACUACAGACAUCUUGCUCAGCCAAACAACUGGAGGGUGAAAGAGCGUUUGCGUGAGCCUCAUGUGGAGUUGUUGGAUCUGCCGGUGGGAACAUAUGAGUUCAUGGUCCGCUGUCGCUCCACUAACAGCAAACACUGGAGCUCUUGGAGCGAGUCCAUUAACAUCACCAUCAGCGGGAGACCUCUGUCCAAUCGGAUGUUGGCCUUCAUCCUUGUGACCAGCAUUGCCAUUAUGGCCUUCCUUAUUAUUGGUUUUGGCAUCAUCCCACGAGGCAAGAGAAUUAGAUCAUUCUUCCUGCCACCAAUUCCCAAACCGCGCAUCCGAGGGCUUGAACCUGUUCUGCUAAAGAAGGGGAAGAUUGACGAGAUCAAUCGUCAUUUCUCCAGUUUUCACGGCUAUAAGUCACCACAGUACUGCAUGGAGACGUGGUACCAGGUGAGCGUGGACAUGUGUCCGCCUUCGAUGGCCAACAGUUUCCCGUCUCAUUAUAAACACGAGGAUGUGUCGAUCACACAGCACGUCACCUGCCCCGAUGGACAACAGUAUGUUCAGACAACCUGCAGUCCUGCUCCUCACUGUUGUAGCCCCGCCUCCUACUGUGAGGGAACCACGCCCCCUCAAAACUCUGGUCACGCCCACCCUGAGCUUGUGUCCACUCCAGGCAUGGACUACAGCAUGAUUCUAAACUCGGCCCCUGCACCACCUCCGAUUCAGGACUUCUAUACAUGUGUGAAUGGCUUGAUGCCUGGUGGGGUGCUGCAUCUGGUACCCUGCCUGCCUGACAUGCUGAAAAACAUGCCCUACCUGCAGUUUAAAGAGGGAGCGGAUGAUGGCAUGGACAAGAGCAGUCAGCUAGCGGUACUGCUGGAGAAGCAGAUGGAGGCGCUGUUGAGCGUGAGUGAAACAGACCCAAGCGAAGCUGCCAAGCCUUUGCUACCUCAUUCAUCAGACACAAACUGAGAGAAAAUAAGCAAAUGCUGCAGUGUCUGGUAAUGCACAUGUGACAUACAAUCCCACCCACUCUGCCUCAUACUCACACUAACACAGCCCGAGAGUUAUGCAGUCUGUGCUGGUUUGUUUUGAUAGGAAAUAUUACUGGUGUUUUAGUUCAGAAUGAGUACAUUCGCAUGCAGGAAGGCUGAUUCACAGCACAAGCGUCAGCACAGCAUAUUUUUUCACUGCUUAUAUUAAGAAAUUAGGUUGUUCACAUUGAAGCAUGAGUCUACUUUUGCAACGAUGGUCCUGCACAAUUAAAGUAACAACACAUUGUUGAUGGACUAAAUGAAAAAUUUUUUGAAUUAGAGAAAGUCAUGUAAAUUAUUUAGUUACCAUUCAGAUGCAUAUUUCCAUAUUUAUGUAAAUAAGAUUUUACAGGUUAUUAAGGUUGUAAUAUUUAUCAGCAACUUAAUUCUGAUGACUGUCAUAAUGCUUGUUUCUAAGUAAAACAGUCACUGUAGUUAACAGUUCACGUGGUGUGAAACAGGCAAGAGUCACUGUCGUUUAUUUCAUACAGAGAGCAAACAGAUAAUCACUAAUCAUUGUUGAGUGUUUGUAAUGAAUCUUUCAGUCAGGACAGUCAUGGUGUUUAAUAAAUGAAUGUUAGGCUGAGAGAAACAGACUGACUUUUAGUUCUCAUGAUGAUCCUUCAGCCGAUGAAAUCAAUCUUUCAUAACUGCGGAUCAUGUUAGGAGAGAGAAGCAUCAGUAAAUCACCAUAUAAAUGGAGCUCGAAGCCAAAACAUGAGCUUCAACAGAAUCUGCUGUUUGGUGGAUGAUGAGCCUAAAGGAAGCAAGAGAGAGAGAUUAUUAGGGCUGAAAUGAUUCCUCGAUUAACUCGAUUACAAAAAAUGGCAAUUUCCUCUGCCUCGAAGCUUCUUUUAAUUUAUUUUAAAUCUCACAUCAGGUUCUUUCGCAAUGAUUUUUUUAAUGUGACACAAUUUACACUUUAACGCGGAAUGGCACAGAAUACAUUUCAAUUUGAAUUAAUCAAAAAUAGGUCAUUGUACUUACAUCAGUUCACGAUAUGGACUAAUAUCUGUAAAUAUUAAGAUGGAACAGUCUAUUGAAAUAUGAAUCCUGCAUGUUCUGUGUGU